CUUGUUCUCCCUGCUGCCAAACAUCAACAACGUCCACCACAUCUCUAUGACGAGUUCGUACGUCUGCCACACAUGCCGCAGAAAUCUGCAUGGACGUUUGAACAGACGUGAUUGGCUGCCCAGGCGGACUUUCAUAUCGCUUCUUGACAUCGUUCCGCCGCCGCAGACACCGCAUCCGGAUCAAAAGCGAAAUGACAAAGACAUCUAUUCUGAGGAGCGUAGCGUCGACGCUGAGGCUGCCUUGGACGGCGCCGUGGACAAUGGGAUUGAUGGCGAGAAGAGUAUUAAGUUUGGUCGCUACUCAAGAUUUCGUCAUGCCAGCAGGGCAGCGUCGUCCCUCCCUGACCUUACUCCCAAGAAAGAUAACUUGAGGGACCUGCGGCCAUCGAAACAACAUGGUUUUGACUCGCUCUCGCCCUUGGAAGCAAUGCGACUCAACCCGACGCCAACAGCGGUAGAACGCAAAUUUGAAAGGCGAGGAAAGCCGGCAAAGACCGUCGUUGACCACGAAGACGGACCGGCUGCAAAAUUGUAUAAAGUGCUGACCAGGGAAGGCGACAACGCGAAGGAAGCCUGGGAGAUGUUCCAAGAGCUCUAUUUGAAACCUGGCAAAGAAUGUGACGCCAUGAGGAAACCUUCACGACAAGACCAAGUCAUUAUUCGGGAAUACAAAUUGUUUCGAAAACUGCUGCGGACCAUGACUACUUGCUGGGUUCCUGGACAAGAUAAUGGUUUGCCGUCACCCGCGGAGGUUGUUUCCACGCUGCACAGCUACGGCGUCAUGGGCCAAAGCUGGUAUCUGCUGGAGAUACUUGAGAUGCUGUACAGGUUGACCCGUCUGAAUGCGAAUCAGAUCAACGGCGACAGUGUGGAAGCAAAGCUCAUACUGGAAGAGCAGAUAUUAUCACUCUGGUCUCAAUUUAUGCGAAAUUCGCCCAGUCAAUGGAUAUCAGGACAGAAUCAACUGGUCAUCAAAGAGAAGGCGAAAUCCCUUGCCGAUUGGAAUGGUACCCCGGAUCCCACCCGCCUCAACUUCAGUAAGAAGCUAGGCUCCGAUGCGUAUAAAUUUCAUUUCCGUUUGCACCGAAUGUUUGUAGGUGUACCGACAGCAUCUUCUCUACAUCUUGCCGCAGCUGCUCUUCUGACCUUUGACUACUUUACACAUCAAUACUGCCGCGACUAUGCUACGCCAAGUGUGCAGGUCCCGUACGAGCCAUUCUUACACCUCAUGGUGAGGGUUUUGCAUGGUGCUGAAGAUACAGAUAUUCCUGCUACCUUGGCUAUAUCUUUGCUGAAGGACAAUCGAGUAUCGGAGGAAGAAGUGAUCAAGGUUCAAACCCGUUUGGCCAAAGCUCAGCAGCGUGUUGCACUGGCCAUAGCCGUUGAUGAUUUGCAGGUCUUGGGGUCUGAAGCCAUUCGCCUUUCUCAAGAGCAGGAGAAUAAGCUUAUCGGCUACUUUUACGGACGAAUCAAACGGCAGAUUGAACGCAAGAACCGCGGGGUCAUUGAUCAGCUUUGGCAGCAAGCUCAGUUGGCUUAUCACUCUGCAGAAGGUGGAGAAAGCUCUCCGAACCUUAUCCCACCAAAGAUUUACUCGGCUUUUCUAUUUGGCUACCGUGACCUUCAGGAGCCUGAGCGACAGGCCGACGUAUGGAACCAUAUGCUCAAAGCUGGAAUGACGCCUACACAGGAACAGUGGGGACUCAUGAUGAGUGCACGCAUGAGACACCUCAAUUCCAUGGAGCAUAUUUGGGAUCGCAUGAUCGCUUCUGGUGCAAAUCCUGAUCAUCAUACAUGGUGCACUCGCAUCAGCGGCCACAUUUACUAUGGUGAUCCUGAAGAAGCAAUUCACUUUCUGUAUCAAUGGGGUAACGAUUGGUAUGAUGAAAUCAAGGAGAUGUUUGAAAGCCAAAAUCUUGCCGUUCCGGAGAUGGCACACCUGCAUCGAAAUGGCCUGACUGUUCCACGACCUGACACAGAUGUGCUUACUACGGUUAUCACCGCACUUGUUCAGCGGAAAGGUGGCCAAGGCCGUCGACUUGAUCUCGUUCCUGAUGCCUUUGCCUGGGCGAAAGCCUUUGCCAUCAAACCCAACUCAUGGACCUACAACACUCUCUUCCGUACCUGUCUCAAGGAUGGUAAUCUCAAAGAAGCAAUGCAGAUAUUGGCCAAAAUGAAGGAGGACGACAUCGUUCCAGAUGCGUAUACCUUCUACGGCUUUGCUGACUUUGUUUUCAAACAAGCUAACAAAAGCGCCAUGAGCCAGGACGAGCAAUACAGACUCGUGUUUUCUAUUCUUGACAUGCUUGAGCGGCGUGGGCUUGACCCAAAUACCGUUUUCUUUGGUAGCAUGAUAAACAGUCUCUUGAAAAGUGGUCGAGAUCGAACUCCCAACAUAAGCGCUGCUAUGAUGCUUGUCCGAAUCAUGACUGAAAAGAAUGUGACUAUCUCCUCUCACAUUUGGACGUCGUUGAUGACAUACUACUUUCAGGAGGGCCGUCGUCCGGAGGGGCCGGGCGUUCCGGAUUGGAAUGCCAUUGACGCUCUGUGGCGACAAAUGAACCAAACGCAGCCGCUCAGCCUGGAUGCUGUAUUUUACGACCGCAUGAUUGAAGGGUAUGCCGCGUUCGGGGCUAUUGCCCGCGCGGAGAAGCUGCUCGAGCGAAUGGGAAAAGAAGGCAAGCGUCCUGGUUGGAGUCCGCUCACAGCUCUUCUUAGUGCAUAUAUAGACCAAGGGAUGCUCGCGGAAGCCCGAAGCCUAGUGAGUGAGAUAGUAUCCAGCACUGGACUUUUCCAAUCAGGGAUUCGAGUUCGAAGCGCGACCGAUACGUCGCGGAAUCCGGCUAGGGCGCGUUUCUUCGCGACGGCGACCGAAGCGGGCUUAUUAAGUGGGAACGAAGAUCUGAACGCGAUUAAAGAAUUCAAAGUCCCGGAUGACGGUGGAAUGGAGGAUUUGGAGGAUGGAGAAGGAUAUCAAUUCGGAAGCAGCCAGAAAAUCGAACAGGUUGAAAGGAUGAACCAUAAUGAGGGCCUCGACGACUUCGAUGAAAUGAUGCAAAGAGAGGAGCAGUUUAAAGGGCCUGUAGAUUUAAUGCCUGGGUGGGAUGAAGUUGUCGAUGGUGUGAAAAGCAGAUAGGCAAGUUCAGCAUGAACGUUGCACUCACAGCUAAUGGUUCCUAUUGCAUGUUACUACUUACACAGAAGUCUCAUAGACAAAGUGUAUAUUAAUCUUAAACACGGGCAGCAGCCGCCUCAGAUGCUCCAUCACAAUUC
This is a messenger RNA of Verruconis gallopava, 3273 nucleotides long. RefSeq lists its product as uncharacterized. Gene Ontology annotation, molecular function: protein binding. The transcript has a single exon. NCBI's taxonomy places the organism in Eukaryota, Fungi, Ascomycota, Dothideomycetes, Venturiales, Sympoventuriaceae. The record is from RefSeq and is a predicted model, not a curated record. Bases 47 to 3136 code for a protein of 1029 amino acids.